This is a messenger RNA of Musca domestica (house fly), 1200 nucleotides long. It is a transcript of the gene Dysb, whose product is annotated as dysbindin protein homolog. The transcript has 4 exons. Gene Ontology annotation, cellular component: cytoplasm. NCBI's taxonomy places the organism in Eukaryota, Metazoa, Arthropoda, Insecta, Diptera, Muscidae. The record is from RefSeq and is a predicted model, not a curated record. The coding region runs from base 112 to 915 and encodes 267 amino acids. Gene Ontology annotation, biological process: negative regulation of protein kinase activity.
CGUCUUUUAUUUUGGUUGCGACAAAGUAGAUCAACAUACACUCACCUGUAGGCCUUGCACUCACCUCCCUAACAAGAAGGAUAUUGGAAUCGAACAGGGCUAUAUUUUAAAAUGUUAAGUAGUCUAAGGAAAAAACUCAACAAUGCCCUUGCAGAAGCAUCGAUUAUAACAGAAAAUCUACAGCAGCAGUAUCGUCAACGUGUCCAAAACUCCGAUAAUCUAAGUCGUAGUCGCAGUUCCAGCUCAUUAAUUUUGUCUCCCAGCGAACUGGGUCUACCGCCCAAUGUUAAUGUAGCUGCUGGUUGUAAUUUACUUGCCAAAUAUGAAGAAGACUGGAGAAUUAUACAUCAAAACAACGAAGACAAUGCGCGUAAGGCGGAGGAAGUUGCCAAGCAAAUACAAGGCAUCGAAUCGAAAAUGAAUCAACAACAGGUGGUCAUGAGUGAUUUGGUACAUUGUCUAGCUGCUAUACCGAAUGUAGUGCUGAAAUUAAAAACAUGCCAAGAUACCUUGCGCGAGGUACAACAACUAGGUGAAAGCGUAGAAAAAGAGCUGGAGAAACUAGAAGAUUUAUGUGCUGAAUGUGAACUUGAGGAAUAUAUGCUGGAGAAACAAUGUGAACUAUCGAAAUUUAAGCAAAAGAAAAUGGAGGAACUAGAGUCCUAUCGCCAAAAAGUGGCUGCUGAACAUCAAGAAAGAAUCCGCUUGCAUGAGGAGAAAUUGCGUACGAUACAAAAAGAAAGACAGGCCGUGUUUGAUGAUGCCUUUCGCCAUGAUUUAAAGGAAUUCAAGGAAAAUGGACACAUACCAAAAAUUUCAAAAGAUAUAAAACCAACUGCUAUAUCAUUGGAGGAAGUCGAUUUGGAAGACAUAUCAGAGACCAAAGAUGCUCUUGAGGAGUUUUUAAAUGGAUGAUUGUUGUUUUUUCGCUUUUUGUUUAUACCUAUAUUAACAACAAAAGUAUAGUCCACAAAGUGCCUGCAUCUGUUAUGAUAUAAAGCAAAAACCUAAUAGUGCAAUAUACCAUUACCAGAAAAACAAAGGAAAAUCCUCAACACACCACCAGCCAAUUAUUGAUGUCAAACAUUUAACCCACCCACGACAUUAAAGUAUUUGUUAUAACUAUAUACAUAUUUUUAUAUUAAAUAGAAUUUGAUAUGUAAAGGGAAUAAUCAAUUUAAUACAAAAACAACAAUAUGA